This is a messenger RNA of Oryctolagus cuniculus (rabbit), 5833 nucleotides long. RefSeq names its product abl interactor 2 (gene ABI2). Gene Ontology annotation, molecular function: signaling adaptor activity; SH3 domain binding. Gene Ontology annotation, biological process: neuron migration. Gene Ontology annotation, cellular component: actin-based cell projection; lamellipodium; SCAR complex. The record is from RefSeq and is a predicted model, not a curated record. Lineage: Eukaryota; Metazoa; Chordata; Mammalia; Lagomorpha; Leporidae.
GAGCGCGCGUGCGCGUGCUCGGCCGGCCGUCGCCGCGGUGACCGGCCUCGCAGUCCGUCGGCUCGCGCCCCGCCCCCGUCCCCGCCGCCCCCUCCCCUGUCGCGCGCUGGGGGUGUUGCUCGCUCCUCCCGAGUUGCAGCCGCGGUCGCCGCUGCUCCUCCUCUCCCAGUCUUGGGUUUCCCUGGCGCUGCCGCCGCCGCCGCCGCCGCCGCCGCUACCUCUGCGGACUGUAUGAGGAGGAGGAGGCGGAGGAUGUGAAGAUGGCGGAGCUGCAGAUGCUGCUGGAAGAGGAAAUCCCGGGGGGCCGCCGGGCCCUUUUCGACAGUUACACCAAUCUGGAGCGGGUGGCUGAUUACUGCGAGAACAACUACAUCCAGGUUACAUGUGUACAUGUGUAGUAAGCCAUUUGUGUCUCCUUCAGUACUUUUCUGAUGUAUUGUGCUUAGUGUCAACACCAUAAUGUUGAAGCUUCAUUGUCAGCAGAUAAGCAGCGUGCCCUAGAAGAAACCAAAGCCUACACCACCCAGUCCUUAGCAAGUGUUGCCUAUCUGAUAAACACCUUGGCCAACAAUGUCCUGCAGAUGCUGGAUAUCCAGGCCUCUCAGCUGCGGAGGAUGGAAUCUUCAAUCAAUCAUAUUUCACAAACAGUUGAUAUUCAUAAAGAGAAAGUUGCAAGAAGAGAAAUUGGAAUUUUGACUACCAAUAAAAACACUUCAAGGACACAUAAGAUUAUUGCUCCAGCCAACCUUGAACGGCCAGUUCGUUAUAUUAGAAAACCUAUUGACUAUACAAUUCUAGAUGACAUUGGACAUGGAGUAAAGUGGUUGCUUAGAUUUAAGGUGAGUACCCAGAACAUGAAGAUGGGUGGGCUGCCGCGUACGACACCUCCAACUCAGAAACCUCCCAGUCCCCCCAUGUCAGGGAAGGGGACUCUUGGGCGGCACUCCCCCUAUCGCACACUGGAGCCAGUGCGUCCUCCAGUGGUACCAAAUGAUUACGUACCUAGCCCAACCCGUAAUAUGGCUCCCUCGCAGCAGAGCCCUGUGAGGACAGCUUCUGUGAAUCAAAGAAAUCGAACUUACAGCAGCAGUGGGAGUAGUGGAGGAAGCCACCCCAGUAGUCGGAGCAGCAGUCGGGAAAACAGUGGAAGUGGGAGUGUGGGGGUGCCUAUUGCUGUUCCUACUCCGUCUCCUCCCAGUGUCUUUCCAGCCCCCGCUGCCUCUGCUGGCACUCCUCCCCUUCCUGCUACUUCCGCAUCCGCCCCUGCCCCUCUUGUUCCUGCUGCUGUCCCUUCCUCCACUGCCCCCGACGCUGCGGCCGGGGGUGCCCAGACCCUUGCUGAUGGCUUCACUUCUCCAACUCCCCCUGUUUCUUCCGCUCCCCCUGCAGGUCAUCCUGUUCAGUUCUACAGCAUGAAUCGGCCUGCCUCUCGCCAUACUCCCCCAACCAUAGGGGGCUCCUUGCCCUACAGACGCCCUCCUUCUAUAACUUCACAAACAAGCCUUCAGAAUCAGAUCAAUGGAGGACCAUUUUAUAACCAGAAUCCAGUAUCUCUUGCUCCUCCUCCUCCCUCCAUCCUACAGGUAACUCCUCAGUUACCUUUAAUGGGAUUUGUGGCCAGAGUCCAAGAAAAUAUUUCAGAUACACCGCCUCCGCCACCUCCCGCGGAGGAACCUGUCUUCGAUGAGUGCCCUCCUCCCCCGCCUCCCCCGGAAGAUUAUGAAGAGGAGGAGGCAGCUGUGGUGGAGUACAGCGACCCCUACGCCGAGGAGGACCCGCCCUGGGCUCCCAGGGCCUACUUGGAGAAGGUUGUGGCAAUUUAUGAUUACACAAAAGACAAGGAGGAUGAGCUGUCCUUCCAGGAAGGAGCCAUCAUCUACGUCAUCAAGAAGAAUGACGACGGCUGGUACGAGGGCGUGAUGAACGGAGUGACUGGGCUCUUCCCGGGCAACUACGUGGAGUCCAUCAUGCAUUAUUCCGAGUGACGCGCGGGGGGCUGUGCGGCCCUCGCAGGAACAGUCAGGUCUCCCCGGAGUACUCACGGCCCGGGGCGCCCCUUCCAGUCAAACAGAACGAAGGAUACAAACGAUAAAACGGCUUUUUUUUUUUUUAAUCCCCAAGUAUUGAAAACAAAAAAGCAAGCCAACUCUGAGCAGACGGGUCUUUCUGCAGUGAUUGGUGCCACGCUGAGCUGUCGAGUGAUGCGCCGUGCCCGGUUCCGAGGUGGCAAAGCUGGAACCGCCUAACCGUGCAGCUGAGCACAUCAGAGUGACUGAUUCGGGACACAGUCUGGGAUCGUUCUCAGGAAUACUGGACACCCUCGAUUCCUCCUCCCACAAAACCCGUGGCAUUGGGUGUUCUCUGCCUGUGCUAAGGGGUUGGCUUCAUGCCCAGUGGGUACUGGUGCCCGCACUUCCUUCCCGCUUGGAGGAGGAGGAGGAAGUCGAUACUUACACUCCCCGGUAACCAUGGUUCCGUUGUCUCAGCAGCCUUGUUCCUCCUGGACACUGUAAAUUCCGCAUCCUCAGCACCUGAGUGCGCCCAGCGAGUUGACCUUGAACGCACUUGUAUCCCUUGUUCCCCAGUGUGUAGAUGACAGGAUGCUGCUCUGGGAGUCUGCAGACAUGGCGGGGUGGGUAAGGACUGCACGGUGUGAUGUACCACGCUGCCGGGAAGCAGCUGGGGUGGGGGCGGUUCCCGGGGAGGCGGUGGGAGGGUCCGAGAGCACGCUGCUGCCUGGCCUCGAGGGCAUCCCAAACCCUUGCCUGAGGUGCAGUUCUGUGGGGCCCUCCUUUUCCCUACAUAGAAAGACCCUGUUCCCAGCCUCCUCCUGGCCACCCUGGGGCGCUGGGAGAGGGAGCCUCACCGUGAUGGGACCCUGAGGGGCUUCUCAGCCCCAAGCCCAUCUCACACUCAGAGCAUCCUAGCUGGAGAGCAGCAACAGGCCACAAUGCUGACCCCCUCGCUAAUUUAGAAGCAGUAACAAAAGAAUUUUACUCCCAUCUGUUCAGCUGUUAGGGUUCUACAUGGAGUGGAGUUUGCAGGCCAGUGGCUUCCUUCGUCACACUUGCUGUCUCCUGAGUACUGGGAACCCCCGGCAAGGCAUGCAGUGCAGGCAGGAACUUGAGUGCAAAUGAGCAGGCAGAAGUCAUGUUCCUGUUGCACAUCUGUGCUCGGAGCAGAGCCCUGCAUCGCUGUGCAACAGACCCAGCUGUAGAGAUUCCUGAUCAAGACUUUGUGAAGUUAUAAUUAAGAAGAAAGGUAACUGGGCUUAACCGUUUUGCUUCCUGAUUUCCCCAGACUGGUCUUAGCUUUACUAACUUGCCUCCAGUCCACAUUCCACUUCGUGCUUUUCUUGAGUCAUCUUGAUGUCCCUUAGUGUUCCUUCAUAGUCAGUGCCGCGGGGCCUUCAACGCCAUCGGACACCCAAACCAGACUGCGUGUGCAUCGGGUAAACCCUGCUUAGUGCCGGCGUGCAGCUGGACAGACAGCUUUGAAAUGACAUCUUCCAGCUAUAUUUUUGAGUAGUUUCUUUGCUGAGAGCAUUUUGUGGUUUAAGGUGUUUUGAAAUCCAACAAGUAGCUCCCGGCUCCCCACCAGAGGAGACCCCUGUGCAGAAGCUGUAACGCGCGCACCUGCUGGACCCUUGCUGGAUGGGAGUGUGCCAGAUACUCGGUGAAGGCCUCUUUGUAUUUAACAUCUGCGGUGGCAGGAGUCCACGACUUAGCCAGUAUUUUCUAUAUUAUUUGGUACUGUUGUGUGUGACUUUUGUUUAACAAAUGAUAUUUGUUGGAUUUUCUGCCCACUUUUUUUGUACAGUUCUGAAUUCUAUAGAUUGUCUCAGAAGGAUAUAAUGUAAUGAUGGGCCAGGCCUGCAUUGGAGACUUUUAAUGUAUGUAAUAUUUCAUAGAUUGCAUGCUAUUAAUAGUCUGUGAGGGUAAUAUUUCCUGUUGUGUUUCCCCCUUUAUCUUCCUGUAAACUAAAAGAUGGUUGGUAUUAGGAAUUCCAAAUGAAUGCGGAAAAAUCUUACAUGCUUUUAAUAAUUACAGCGAGGAUGAUCCAAGUCGCAGAUCUGCUGAACAGCAAGCAACCAUUUGUAAGGAUAGAAUCUGAUGGAAAAAAGAUUCUUCCCUCUGAAGUUCAUUUAGACUGUGGUCAUCUCAUUAUUACAAUUUUUUUAAAAAGUCACUGCAUAAUGGUUUUUUUUUUUUUUUUGGUGUUAAUAUUCCAGAGUUGGUGGAGAUAUGAAUGAAAACGCACUGUUUUUGUUUUUGACCUUAUGGCCAAGACAAUAAAUUGGAAACAAAGUACCAGUGCAUCAAAAUCCAGACCUGAGAAAUCCAGACUAAUGUGUUUGGAAUAAAUACUAAUCUGCUAAGACAUCUCGGUCCGUAUUUUCUGUCUCGUGGCCUUUUUCCUUUCUCCCUCAGUAGCGCGUGCUGCUCUCACCUUAGGGCUGCGAAGAACCUGCUAACUCCGCUGUGUUGCUGAGUCACUGGGGAUGAGCCCUUCUCAUCCUCUCCUCUCCCUCCUCCGACUGUUUGGUCCCGGCGAGAGCAGCUGUUGUGUACAUCUCCCCAGCACUGUGUGUAGCAUGGCUGUGCCACAUAGCUGUGCUUUGUGUUGAGUAAAUUGAUUUUUCUGUUUGGGAGGCAUCAAAAUACAGUUUGCUGUGAUCUUGGUUUCCACUUGAGUUUAGCAGGUGCCAUUUCUGCACCUCUAGGAGCUACUUCCCCUUCUGUCACCUUUUCUCCUCCGUGGGCAUUGCCAGGUCCUGAGGUCCACCGUUACGUGUGCAGAGGGUUUGCUGCAGGAAUGGCCAGGUGACUGCCAGUCUUUGAGAAGAAUGGGGCCUGUUCACGUCUGAACAACUUCGGCUAGGAACUCCGCACCCCAGUUACUUUGAAUCAAAGGAUUUUAAAGCUAGAUUUUAGCAUCUCUGGUUCCGUCUCUUUUGACUGGUAAGGUUAAAUGUUUUGCUUCAGAUGAACAGCUGAUAACAGAAUUCCUGACUCAAAGCCCAGUGGGCCUCUCUGCACCACAGCUGUCUUAAUUAAAUGUGCUGUAUUUUUCUUUGAUUCUACUUGAUGUCCUUAGAAAUAUACUUGAACCACCAUGUUUCACUAAAUGCCCUCUGAGUAUUCAGACUCUCUAAAACUGUACUAAGUGCCACCUUAGUGAAAACAAUCAUUUACCCCUUCUAAAACUGUCAUUAAAGACAUUUUCCCAUAAGGUCUGUGGAACAAAAAUACAGUAUUAGUUCAGCAGUGGCAGGAGCACAGCAGACAGCCUUAUUUGAGAGCCUUAGUAAAGUUUUUAAGUGGAGGCAUUGAGCUCAUCAACCUUUAAGUUUAUGCUGAUCUUUGUUCCUAUUUUGAGAAUCUUGUAAUUCUAAAUGAAAUUAUGAAUGAAACGACAGGGCCUAGCUGUGUAUAAAUGAUCCUUGCUAAAUAAGGUUUUUGUAAAAAAAAAAAUUAUUUUCACAUUAAAAUGAAACCUCUUUUGCAACUUCAGAAAUCUGUGGAAAAGCAGUUUUUAAUCAUACUUCUGUCCAUGUACCUUUUUUCUUAAGAAAAUGGUUUACAAAAAAGAAUGUCAACAAUUGUGAUCUGGCCAGUUGUGCUUUUUAGCUCCCAGAGGGAGAGCUGGUAUUGAGCAAAAUCCAUUCAUUCAGGAAAACUUGAGGGAGCAGUUGCCAGUAAUGUUUCUUGUGUGUGCCAUUAAACCACCUCCAGAUGAGUGGGGGAACAUUCACUUUUUAAUUUUUUAAUUGUAUUUGGGAUUAUUGCUGUGUACUAAGAACUUGACCUAAAUAAAAAUCCCACAAAGUAUA